GCUUUCGACGUCAAAGGUCGUCAAAAUGUCUUGUAUGAACCACUUAGCUUAGAAGCUAGCAGCUCAGUUUUGCUUCUUUUCGUUUGGUUUUGAGUUCCUUUUGUUUAGAAAGUCUGGUUUUGUACUAAAUGGCGGCCAGGAAAUUAUCAUGAAACUCCGGGUUCAGAAUGACAGGAGUGAUUCCAGAACAGCACUGAAACUGAGGGAGUCUUCUACUGUAAUGCAGUCUAAUCCAAGUGAACAGCGUGUUCAUGCAGCAAAUGGUUUAUCCUUAAAUCUGCAAGCAGAGCUUCUCACUGGGGCACCAGUUACUACUGCUGCUGCUUCCAGCACUGACAGUAAUGAGGUGAGGGUAUCAAUGACUGGGGGUUCUGGAGAAUCGAAUGGAGGCGCAUCAUCCAGGAGAUCCAGGGUCAGCUCCCACUCCCACGCCCAUUCUCACUCACACGGACAUAGCCGGGCGCAGCUCCACUCUAAUUCAGAGCCCGAGUUCGACCCACCCGACUCUGAUGUGGAUUCUGGUGAGACAAGCGCCUCCCUUACUGAGCUUCGCUGCUUGUUCCGUUGGAUCCAAAAGAGUCUUCCCUUCCUCGUCGUACUGUGUGCUAAACUGGUCACCCAGCAUGCUUGGGGUUUAGCAGUUGGGGCGGGCCUCCUAACAACCUUUUUAUAUGUGAAUAAAAACAUUCAAACUCAAGUCUUUCUUCAGGAUCGUCACUCAAAGCUGCAGUGCAUUUGGCUGCUAGUCUUCCUCAUCUCCUCCACCCUCCUACUGUACUACACCUUUCUCUCAGAGACACUUUACCAGUCCCUCAUCUUCUUCAGUCCAACCAUCGAGCCGCUGGGUUUUUGGGAGGUUCUUUGGGCGGUUGGCAUUACCAACUUCAUAAUAAAGUUCCUCUUUAUGGGAAUCAAGUGCCUUAUCCUGCUGGUACCGUCGUCACUAGUUACCUACAGAACCCAGGGCCGGUGGCUAAUGUUGACCGAGGAGCUGGGUCAAGUACACCAAGCUAUAGCACCUGUUCCACUGUGGUUCCGUUACCUAGUUACCUACCAGGAGUCUGACGGGGUCCCUGGGCUUACACUUGGGGUCCUGUUGGCUUUACUCUACCUCAUACUGAAGCUUUUAAGAUUGUACAACCAGUGGACGUCUUUACUGAAAACUGUGAGGAUAUUUCUUGCAGGCGAGCAUACAGGCUCUGCAGCAACAAGAGCUCAGUGCAGUGAGGCUGGAGAUGUGUGUCCCAUCUGCCAGGGAGAGUACAGAGAGCCUCGGGUGCUUAUCUGCCAGCACGUAUUCUGUGACGAGUGCAUUGCUCUAUGGUUUAACCGGGAGAAGAGCUGCCCCCUCUGCCGCACAGUGAUCACAGACAAGGUGUACAAAUGGAGGGAUGGAGCUACAUCUCCACACCUACAGAUUUAUUGAUCCAUGAGGCACAGACACCGAAUGUGUGCAUGUGGGACAGUGGUAUUACUUUGUAUGUAAUCUGACUUUUGCUUUUCCUUUUUCAAACCACAACAGCGUUUGUUGUUGAACAUAUUUUCAGGGUGUGAAAGGGCUAGGCUUCCUGAAGCCUAGAGUCACGAAGGACAUGAGUUGCACAGCUUGCAUGUUUCGCCACCAGGUCAUCUCUUCUUCCAAAGAAAUGUCCUAAAUUAUUUAUUUUUUGGAUUUUUUCCUUUCAGUUUCUUUUUGAGUAGUAUCAACAAACCUUCCAGAUGGGGAUUAAAAAAUGUUCUGCUGCCAUCAUUUUGUUCUGGGCAUGAGAAAUUAAACAGAAUUACACCAAGUGUUUAAACUUUGAACAAAUACACAAGAAAUUCAUUGUUUUCAACCAGGAGUUUUAAGUAUUGGGGAACUUUUCUGAUAAAUCAAUUUGAGAUUUACACAUAAAUUAUUUUUCUAUAGGGGUGACUUCACUGUUUUUGUAAAGACCAAAGAUUGGGAUCUAUUUUAUGUAUUAAAAUAAUUUCACUGUUAUUCAUCAAUUAUAUGAAUAAAGAUUUACAUUUGAA
Messenger RNA from Girardinichthys multiradiatus, 2016 nucleotides. RefSeq names its product ring finger protein, transmembrane 1 (gene rnft1). Gene Ontology annotation, molecular function: ubiquitin protein ligase activity. Lineage: Eukaryota; Metazoa; Chordata; Actinopteri; Cyprinodontiformes; Goodeidae. Bases 149 to 1426 code for a protein of 425 amino acids. The transcript is spliced from 9 exons. Gene Ontology annotation, biological process: positive regulation of ERAD pathway. The record is from RefSeq and is a predicted model, not a curated record. Gene Ontology annotation, cellular component: endoplasmic reticulum.